This is a messenger RNA of Cutaneotrichosporon cavernicola, 3021 nucleotides long. RefSeq lists its product as uncharacterized. NCBI's taxonomy places the organism in Eukaryota, Fungi, Basidiomycota, Tremellomycetes, Trichosporonales, Trichosporonaceae. Gene Ontology annotation, biological process: clathrin-dependent endocytosis; intracellular protein transport. The transcript has 9 exons. The record is from RefSeq and is a predicted model, not a curated record. Gene Ontology annotation, molecular function: clathrin-cargo adaptor activity. Gene Ontology annotation, cellular component: membrane coat; AP-2 adaptor complex. Bases 1 to 3021 code for a protein of 1006 amino acids.
AUGCGGGGGUUGACCCAGUACAUCUCGGACCUGCGACAGUGCCGUGUCCGCGAGGCCGAGGAGAAGCGAGUCAACCGCGAGAUGGCGCACAUCCGGCAAAAGUUCAAGGACGGGAACCUCGACGGGUACCAGAAGAAGAAGUACCUGUCUAAAGUCGUCUUCACGUAUAUUCUGGGGUACAAGGUCGACGUGGGCCAUAUGGAGGCUGUCAACCUCAUCAGCAGCAGCAAAUACUCGGAGAAGCAGAUUGGCUACUUGGCGAUCACCCUGCUGAUGCACGAGAACUCUGACCUCGUGCGUCUGGUUAUCAACUCGAUUCGCAAGGACCUUGAGGACCGGAACGAGAUCAGCAACUGCCUCGCGCUGCAUGCUAUUGCCAACCUCGGCGGCAAGGAGAUGGCUGAGGCACUAGGCGAGCCAGUAUUCCGUUCCAUGAUCAGCCCCACCUCCACCUCCUUCGUUAAGAAGAAAGCGGCUCUCACCUUGCUGCGGUUGUACCGUAAGCACCCGAGCGUCAUGCCCGUCGAGGAGUGGGCUGAGCGCAUCAUUCCGCUCAUCGGCGAGCGCGACCAGGGUGUGGCGAUGACCGUCGUCAGCGUCGUCACCGCCAUGGCGCAGGACAACCUCGAGGUUUUCUCUGCCUGCUACCAGCGCGCAGUGGACAGGUUGGACAAGAUCGUGUUCGACUCUGAGACGCCCGCGACAUAUGUCUACUACAAGGUGCCCAAUCCAUGGCUCCAGAUUAAGCUUCUCCGCUUGCUCCAGUACUACCCUCCCCCAGAUAACCCGGAAGUCAUUGAGAUGGUCAACGGCGUGGUGCAGGCUAUCAUCGACAUGUCACAGGAGACCCCAAGAAAUGUCCAACACAACAAUGCUCAGAACUCGGUCCUCUUCGAGGCCAUCAAUCUUGCCAUUCACCUCGACCCAGAAUCCAAGGUGGUGUCCAAUGCCUCCGUCCUGCUCGGCAAGUUCAUCUUAGCCCGCGAGACCAACGUGCGCUACCUGGGCCUUGACGCCAUGGCCCACUUGGCCGCCUGCUCGACGUCGCUUGAGCCAGUAAAGAGACAUCAGGACACCAUCAUCCUCAGCCUCAAGGAUCGGGACAUCUCUGUGCGCCGCCGUGCGCUCGACCUCCUAUACUCGAUGUGCGACACGACCAACUCGAGGCGAAUCGUCGGCGAGCUCCUGCGCUACCUCCAAGUUGCGGACUACAACCUGCGUGAGGAGAUGGUCCUCAAGAUCGCCAUCUUGACUGAGCGAUUCGCAACAGAGUACGAGUGGUACAUCGACACCAUCCUUGAGCUCAUUUCGACGGCGGGCGAUCACGUCGGCGCCGAAGUCUGGUACCGCAUUGUCCAGCUCGUCACCAACAAUGAGGACCUCCAGGCAUACGCAUCGGCAGCCGUUUACUCCCAUCUUCAAGCCCAGCAGUGUCACGAGAACAUGGUCAAGGUCGGCGGGUACAUUCUCGGCGAGUUUGGACACCUCAUCGCCAACGAACAGGGAUGCAGUCCGAUAGAGCAGUUCCACGCUCUCCACUCCAAGAUCAACAUCUGCACCGCGCCUACCCGCGCUCUGCUCUUAACAACGUACCUCAAGUGGGUCAACCUGUUCCCCGAGAUUAAGGAGCACUUGAUCAACAUAUUCCGGCGAUACACCCACGUUCUCGACGCGGAACUGCAGCAGCGCGCAUGCGAGUACUUGGCCCUGGCCACCCGGGACGAUGACGACGAGCUCCUACAGGCUGUAUGUGAUGAGAUGCCGGUAUUCCCUGAGCGUGAGUCCGCACUCAUCUCACGGCUACACAGCCGCGGAGACAAGGCGCAGGAUAAGCGGACAUGGGUCAUCGGGCAUCAAUCGGAGAACAAGGGCCGUGUCGCAGAGAAGUUCAAGAACUUCCGCAAGGGCUCAUCUGCUCCUGACUCGCCAGUCGAUGCGCAGCCGGUGAUGGCCCAGCGCUCGGCGCCUCAGCCGCAGCCAACGAUACUCGAACCACCACAGCGGCAAGAGACAGUCGAACCUAUGAUGGGAGCGGCUGGCAUGUCGGACGACAUCAUGGCGUCAUUGGCCGGCCUAGACCUCACGUCCACACCAACAGGCGAGGGCUUACUGUCCGGCAACAUUCGGAAUGGCACGAUAACUGGCGAGCCCGAGGUGAUGACUCCGCCGGUGCUAUCUCCUGCGACAGAGCGUCCCGACGACUUCCAGCACAAUGCCACUCUUGGCGGUGUCAACCCUUCCCUCCUUGGCCCCGUCACCGUUGCGCCCAACAUCGACAAGUGGCUUGAGCGCCUCUCGUACGCCAAUGAGGGUGUGCUGUACGAGGACAAGCAGGUGCAGAUCGGCAUCAAGGCCGAAUACCACGGUCACCUUGGCCGCAUCGCGCUGUUCAUUGGGAACAAGGUCUCGACGCCGUUCACUUCCGUCUCCGCCAAGAUUGAGAACACGACGCCGAAUGCGCUGGACGUAAAGUUCCACGACCUGCCCGUCGACCGGAUCGAGCCGCUCGCUCAGAUCCAGGAGAUGAUCCAGCUGGAGUGCAAGAGCCCGUUCUCUGACCAGCCUAUUCUGCGAUUCACAUACCUGGCAGGCAGUUUCACGACGCUGGUGCUCCGUCUCCCUGUCUUCCUCAACCGCUUCAUCGAGGGUGUCAACUUUGACCAAGCGCAGUUCUUCGAGCGCUGGAAAAUUAUCGGCGGCCCUCCGCGUGAGGCGCAACUGAUCUUCCCAAUCAAGCUCACAGACGCCGGCAACGUCGACCUCGAGCGAAACCGGCGCGUUAUGGCUGGCCAGCGCGUCACUGUACUCCCCAACAUCGACCACAACCCCAACAACCUUGUCAUUGCUGGUGUUCUGCACAUGACCAAGGUGGGGAAGGUGGGCAUUCUGGGGCGAUUGGAGCCCAACAAGGACGCAAAGCUGUGUCGCCUGACUGUGCGCAGCACCAACGAGGCUGUAUCCGCCGAGUUACUCAAGCUUUUAGGUCGGCCGCUGAAUGAGGACGUCGCAACAUCGCUCUAG